Messenger RNA from Puntigrus tetrazona (Sumatra barb), 5952 nucleotides. It is a transcript of the gene pom121, whose product is annotated as POM121 transmembrane nucleoporin. The record is from RefSeq and is a predicted model, not a curated record. NCBI's taxonomy places the organism in Eukaryota, Metazoa, Chordata, Actinopteri, Cypriniformes, Cyprinidae. Gene Ontology annotation, biological process: RNA export from nucleus; protein import into nucleus. The transcript has 13 exons. The coding region runs from base 50 to 3658 and encodes 1202 amino acids. Gene Ontology annotation, molecular function: structural constituent of nuclear pore. Gene Ontology annotation, cellular component: nuclear pore.
CGGACGCAGGGAAUUAUGGGAUAUCUUCCCUCGGCGGCGCGGUGCCGCCAUGUCUCCUGAAGAUAAACGGCGGCUAGUCGUUUUCACCGCUGCGGUGUUUUCUUUGUUCCUCCUUUUACUCGUGUUGAGCUACAUACCAGCUUAUUUGUAUAUACUUUUUAUCUGCGUCGUGUCUUGUGUUGUUUAUUUUCACAAAGCGGAGGAGUUGCAGCUCUUCGAGAGACUAGGCCUCAAUCCUCGCCGUGGACUGAGCGUUCCGUCGGCUCUGUUGCGCUGGUUACCGGGCAGGACUUUGAGCGGAGUCCCGGCCGCCGGCAGAAACAAGUUACGUAAAAGUGAUGCUAGAAAUUCCUUCGCGUCACCCAGCGAUAGACACUUUGCGGGCUCGUAUUAUAGAAGAGACCACGCGCUCAGCGACUCGGUGUUCAGCCCUCGGGAUAUACUCAUGGGAAGUUACCUCGCCAAGACUGAAGAAAGCCCCUCCGCAGCGGUGAGGCCCGCUGGAGGCUCGGGGGCUUUCAUGCACCCCAGAGAUCAGCUCCGGGAGAGACUCGCCCGGCCUAAUCAUGCUGUGCACACCCCUAACAGAAGACUGUCAUUCGGGGACCCUGUGGGCACUGCAAGUCGGUUCACCAUCACCCCCCAAAGACAUUACCCCCUUCAGCAGAUGGGGACGUCCCCUGUUGGAGUGAUGCCACCUGCAAACUGGGAUGGUUUCCGUAAGAAGAAUGUCCUCACACAACGCAAUUCACCUUCAGUUCACAGUCCUGUCACAGUGAAGAUCGCCAGACCAGACCCCGCUCGAUCAUCAUUCUUCAAUCACCUGAACUCCCCUGGAGCAGUCAAAUCUCCGGGGAUUGGAGCCCAGACAGACCCCUGCUCUAGAGAAGCUGUUCUCAGCGUGCUCAGAGAAAGCAGAAAAAGGGAAGUUGAUGAGGAGGACAGGAGUGCUUCCUCUGGCCAGAAAAGCAAAAGGAGGCGACAUGACAGCAGUGGAAGUUCUCAGUCAGCAUUUGAGCCACUUCUUGCAAAUGGAGCUCCAUCUCAGCUUGUUCCAAAACCAGGCAGUCUGAAGAGAGGGAUGAACUCUUCUCUUAUUGAGGAAUCCAUUAUGAAGCGAUCUCGCACCUCUUCUAUCAGCUCUGUAAGUGGUGCUCCUGUUCCCAGCGGGGUGCCUGGAUCUGUCCGAAAUCCCAUUCGCAGUUCUUACAGCUCUUCACAGGGUUAUCCACAGAGAAGAGCAGCAUCCAGUCUCAGUCUUUCUCCUUUCACAAGCCCAGGAGGAUCUCGGUGUCAGACACCAGAGCGAGCUGCCAAGAAAUCAAGGGAGGAAGAGGCUACCUCACCAAGUUCUACAUUCUUUGUGAAAUUGGAUAAGGUAGCAACUGAUCCUGCACCUGCUACAACUAAAGUAACUCCAAAAUCUGAGGCACCUGUUGCAACAUCGACCUCUGACUCUGGAGGCGGCAGUGGCAAACGUAAGCGCAAAAUCCAGCUUGUGACCACAAACAGAGGAGAUCAGAUUUCUUUGCCACCACCUCCUGAACUGGGCUAUACGAUCACAGUGAAAGAUUUAGAUAUGGAGAAAAAAGCAACUCUCAGCCAGAUACAGAAGGUCCUGGAGGAGCCUGAGCCAGAGAUCACUCCUCCAGCUUCCGAACCCACCCCAAAUUCGGCUCCCACUUUAACCCUGUUUUCUCAGCCAGCUCCAUCUUCUUCGUCUGGGUCUGCACCUGCCGUGAGCAUUGCACCCUCUCUGAUUUCUCUCUCCAAACCUGUGCCUGAGACCACACCAGCCACUACUAUAACUCCUGCUCCAACUAUAGACCUCACCAUCCCUUCUCCUAGUGUGGCUAGUACAGCACCCCUGACUCUCACCUCAGUCCCCUCCAUAUCUACCACCCCAGCUGCCCCGACUGCUCCAACUGCUCCAUCUUCAAGCAUCUCAAACCCGCUCCUGGAGUCCCUGAAAAACAUGAAGAAUACUCCGCUGCUUAAUGCCCCCACAUUAAUGGGUACUACCACUGCAGCUCCAGCAAUGUCUGUGCCCAGUCUUUCUACACCUGCUGUAGCCCCCACAAACCCGAGCAGUGGAGUUGUCAAAUCUGAGUCAGGCCCUACUGCUCUGCAGCCCUCAUUCUCUACCCCUUCCUCUAUAUCAACACCUGCCUCCAAGCCACCUACUUCCAUGCCCUCUGCCUUCGCUCAAAUCCUGGCCCAACCUCUUCAACCCUCAUCAAGCAAGCUUUCCUUGGGCGGAGGAGGCAGCCUGUUCAGUUUGAUUAAACCUGUGGCCACUCCUGCAUCUGAGCCACCUAAAUCCACAGUUGCUGCACCUACGACCACAGUUGCAUCAGUCAAUAGCAUUAGCAACCCCCUGUCAUCUGGGUUUAAGCCCAUUUUUGGCGCAGGAAGCACCAUGCCUGCUUCCACAGCAGAGGUCAAACCCACCCAGCCCACCUUCAAGCCUUUAUUUGGAACAGGAAGUGGCAUUAGUGCCUUCGGGCAGACAGCCACACCAACGACAUCAACCCCUGCUGCUCCAGUUUCACAGAACAGCGGGAUGUUAUUCAGUGGACUUACCGGUACCCAGCUAGCCACGGUGUCCACAUCAUCUGCUGCCCCAACCACGCAAACUCCUUCCCAGUCUCUGUUUGGAGGAUGGACCGCAACAACCACAUCCGCUCCUGCCACAAACACCGCAUUCCAGUUUGGAGCCACAUCUACUACGACGGCCGCCCCGACGCUGAACACCAACAAUGUUAAUGCCAGCGGCACCACUUCCGCUUUUCAGUUUGGAGCUGCAAAACCUGCACCUGCCGCACAGACCCAAAGCACAUUCUCUUUUGGUCAGCUGUCAGCAAACCAGAAUUCCACCUCCACUUCCUUUGGUGGAUUCGGCAUGACCAGCAGUACGACUACAUCUUCAGAGACACCCACCACGCAAACCACAUUCGGGAGCUCAACCUUCACUGCAUCGUCAACCUUCCCAGCAUCCACACAGCAGACCCCUGCUGCUCCAAAGCCUUUCACGUUUGGCGGCGGUGGCGGCGGCGGCAGUGGUGUUGGUGGUGGUGGUGGCGGCGGUGUAAAUAGCGGCACAUCACCAUUUGUGUUUGGAGCCCCUGCCAGCACAGCAGCGCCUGCAUUUGCGACUAACAGUCAGCCUACGUUCGGUGGAGCUGGCUUCUCUUUCGGAAACACCACCACCCCUUCUGCGGCUCCCGUCUUUGGGGCCUCCACACAGACUGUGGCUCCUCUCCCAGCCCCGGCUCCUGCAUUCACCUUUGGAGGGGUAUCAGCAGCCCCUCAGAACCCUGCUCCGAGUACUCCAGCGCCUCCUGCUUCGGGAGGGUUUAACUUUGGGGCCUCAGCUACACCGUUUGGAACCCCUGCACCUGCAGCUCAAACGCCAGGAUUUUCUUUUGGAGCCAACAACACUGAUAGCAAGCCUGCUUUUGGAACAUCAACUCCUGCUUUUGGCCAGGCAUCAGCGGGAAUGUCAGUGCCAUUUGGCAGUCCUGGAACCCCAGGAUUUGGAGCAAUGGGCACCUCACCAUUUGGUGCUUCACCAGCCGCCUUCUCUAUCGGAACAGGCUCCAAGACCUCUGGGGCUCGGCGAUUACAAGCACGCAGACAGCACCCAAGGAAGAAGUAAUGUGGCUGAUGUGAGUCCUGUCCCUUUCAUUAUUGUCGUCUGGACUCUGCAACCUCUCCUCCGGCUGUCCCACCUGCCCCAGACACUGCUGCUACUGCUGCUGGUCCAAACACAACAAGGCUCUCAGUCAGACCUCAUCUCUACAACCCUCCAGACUGCCAGGGCUGGUCAGGCGUGUAGGAUCAAGGCUCAUGGGGUAUAGAUUUAAGAGUACCGGGUGGUUCCGUCUCUGCUGUUGGUUGCGCCCACAGAGACCCAUCACAACCUCGCUAAUGGAGUCUAUAAAUGUCUGAUGAGGAUGUCUGGUGUUGGGGAAGGAUGGUGAACGGGAGUGAAUUAUACUUGAAAGAAAAAGAGACUUUCAAAUCUGGACUCACACAUGAAUUCAGUCCAGGCCUGUUGAAAGGUCUUAUUUUUGACUUUUGUUUGAGUAGUCAAAUGCUGUUUAUUUUAGAUCCAGUGAAAUCCUUUUUUUUUUCUUUUCUUGCAAUUAAUGUAGAGCUGUUAUGCUUUUUCACCAUGCUUAGCAAAAUCUUUUGUUAAGUCUUCAAAACAUGAAUAUUUUACCCGUUUCAUUUAGGAAAAAAUGUUUGUUUUUUUUGCCUGAGUGAGCUAAAUAAUAAACAAUCGACUUUUACAUGGCUUUUUCUGCACGUUCCUGUAAGAGAAGCAAUGUUCAUUUACCUGUUUUCCCACAUCUGUUUAUCACACGUUGGACGUCCGUCUAAAACCAAAGCUGAUGUUUUAGUGCGACUCACCUCUUCGUCCCACCAUGCCCUGUUUUACUACCUCUCCAUUUUAAAUGUGCACCUGUGUCCCGGCUGAGAUGUUUUACUGCAGUCUGCCUCAUUCAAUCUACUGUUAAUUCUACUCGGAGUAAUUAAAAUCAGCACUUAAUGCAAACAUGUAGGCAAAACUACAAUUCUAUAUCCAUUUCAUCUGCCAUCAGUGUGUAUUUGACUGUCAGGCACUGGAAGUUUUGUUUUGGUUUUUUUUUUUUUUUAACCCAUUCAUUGCUCUGUGUGCCUUAGUGUGUUUUGCUUCUGGUUUCAUAUUAUGGAUGAUGUCAGAUUUGUACUCUGAGACAUGGAUGCCUGUUCUUUCAUAAUAAUGCAUUUCAAAAGAAUACGAUCUCAAUUAUUUUUGAUUACUGACUAAAGAGUUCAAUUUCAAACUCGGUAAAAGUGCAUACUUGGGUUAGAAUAUUCUUUGGAGACAUUUGACUAAGUGAUCAAAUGAAAUAAGUGCAAAAAAUAACUAAAGUGCCCCAAUAAUUUCAGGAGCAUAGAGAAUGCGGCAUUUGCAUUGCUGAAUGUUGGUUUAAAAUCAUUUUGCUCAUUUAGAUUUGGUUUAACCUGGAGAGGCUUAAAUGUUAUUUAUUUUUACAGUUUCUUUUUCAGUUUUACUUUUUUUUUUUUAACAUGCAUGAAAACCAUUACUGAAUUUUUGUAUGAACCAUUCCUGGCUUUGUAUGAAAUCUAUGGUUUGUGCAUGCUUGUGAUUGUGUUUUAAAAUACCGAGAUAUAGAGCAAAUACUCAACUCGCGACUGAAAAGGCAUGUCUUUAGGUUCCUGAAUCAGCAUCUGUUGGGAAAUGCAGUCAAGACAUUAUGUAGGCCGCUGAUACCUGAAGAUUUAAAGUCUUAACAUGUUCUCAGGUCUGUUAAGUGAAAGAGCUGUUAGUAUCAUUUGUUUUCAGUCAUUAUACAAUGUUGUAUAUCCACAAGACACUGGAUUUAAUUAGUACGUCAAUGCACAAAAAUGGAAGCACAAAAACACCAUUCAUUUUAGAGGUUUAUUGUAUUUUUAUUUGGUUUAUCUUCAAUUCUUUGACCUGAAAAUUCCACUGCAGUGGGGACAGCUGUUGUUUUUACGACGAUGUAGCCAUCGGUCCCCCUUAUAUGGCUUUUCUCACGUGGGUCUUAAUUUGUAAUUAAUCCGAUUUUUGAAGUAUCCUCAUGCCUAGACUUGAUGCAAGGAGGCAUGAGCCCAGGCUUUGUUUAUUAUAAAGCCUUACCAAAUACAAGCGAGACGUGUAGACUGUUGAGAAAAUGAGAUGUGUGUUGAGAUGAGAGCUGGAUUUCUCAAGCUGUGAAUGUUUGAGAGCAGUUGUACCUAGUUGUAUGUUUUUCAGACGUUGCUGUUAGUGAAUGCUCAGUUUGUGUGUAAAUGACCAUACCCACUAACCCUCGAAGCGUGAAUGGAGUUUUGAAUGAAGCGGCACACUGAUUGUGUUGUGUCUGCAUAAAUGCUCUGAUAAUGACAUGCUGGUUUCCAAUAAAAAUGUAAAGUUGA